Molecule: messenger RNA, 1170 nt
Organism: Ooceraea biroi (clonal raider ant)
Lineage: Eukaryota; Metazoa; Arthropoda; Insecta; Hymenoptera; Formicidae
Product: DNA topoisomerase 6 subunit A
Biological process (GO): reciprocal meiotic recombination; meiotic DNA double-strand break processing; meiotic DNA double-strand break formation
Cellular component (GO): nuclear chromosome
Molecular function (GO): ATP binding; DNA topoisomerase type II (double strand cut, ATP-hydrolyzing) activity; DNA binding
Source: RefSeq, a predicted model, not a curated record
UCAUUCACAUAUUUCUUCCAAUUUAGAAUAAAAUAAAAUGUCAAAGGCAAACAAACUCUUUCAACAGCAAGAACUUGCAUCGAUCGCCAACAAGUCAAGAGUUCAAGAAAAGCGUAUCGACAUACCGAUAGUCGACAAUAAAGAAUUCAGGUGCAAUAUCUUCUCAACUGCUUGCCGCAUUUAUAUUUUAUUAUUGCAAGCAUGUAUUGAAUUAAAUACAUAUAAAUUCAUAUGCAUUCAGCAUGUAAUCAAUCUUGUCUUACACGUAAUAUCUAGAAUGGAUUUAAUAUCACGCAUCGAAAAUGUUACGCUGAAGAUAAUAGAACAACUGUCUACUGGAAGACCACCACGUAUAUCAUACUCCAGCAAGCAGAGCGUUACCGUAGAAUCCAGCUUGCCUCAAGAAAACGUUUAUCCAGGAUACUCACAAUCAACCGAUACUGAACGAGAUACAAUGUCCUUCGAUUCUUCAUCAGAUACAAUGUCCUUCAAUUCUCCAUCAGAUUUCGAUGAAGAACAAGAUACAGACGAAGAAGACGAUACUCAAUGUUCGGGAGAAACGACCGUUGACUUCGCAAGGAAACGCAGCAGGAACAAAUUUACCUUAAUGGCGAUGAUAAUGGCUGAGGCUCAUUAUUUGUUGUUAACGAAUACGACCAAAACGAGACGAUCGUUUUACUAUGAUUUGAAGAACGAAACAACCGAAUAUUUGGUACCUAAUCAGAUAUAUGUUGAUCGUGCAUUGAACAGCGUUGCUAAUUUAUUGGAAUGUGCACCAUGGAAUCUGCAACUGCUCGCAACGAACAAGGGCUUGGUGGCAGGAAACAUAACUAUUACGCUAGUCGAUAGUCAAGUCAUCAAUUGUUCUAUACCAGAAGGUGUGGAGAUCCCACAGAUCAUUUCGAAUGUAACUUCCAUUAGCGUAAAAGCCAAUUUCGUCUUGGUUAUUGAGAAGGACGCUGCUUUCCAAAAGUUGCUUCAGGAAAAUUGCCCUCGCGUUCUAAAUUGCAUUCUAGUGACGGGGAAGGGCUAUCCGGACGUAAGCACGAGAAUGUUGGUUAAAAUGUUAUCCGAAAAAAUGGAUCUCCCGAUUUACAUAGUCGUAGAUGCGGAUCCUUUCGGCGUGGAAAUCAUGCUAAUUUAUCGGUAGUUUAACCAGAAUCACCAUCA